AUGUUCACUCUGAUUUUGUCUUUCUUGCUCCUGAACAUUCCACUUCAGGUGACUGGUUUUAUUUAUCCCACCUGCUCUUGGAGAAUAAAAGAGAAUAAAGACAAGAGUGGAAACGAGAGAAUUGGCUGUUUCUUCUUGAUUCAAGCAGUACAAAAGCCUGUGGAGAAAGAGUAUUUCAGUCAUUUUUUCAACACACAAAAACACACUGAAAUCCACAAGUAUUCUCUUGUCUUGGCUUUUUCCAUGAUUGAAGUCAACAGGAACCCUGAUCUUUUGCCAAAUAUGUCUCUAGUAUUUUCAUUUCGAGAAAUAAUUUGUGGUUGGCAACCCGAAUUAUCAAUUUUCAUUGAAGUGAAUUUAGAUGAUUAUGGAGUUCUCCCUAAUUAUACCUGUAAAGAUGACAGUCUGUGUGGAGUGGUACUUACAGGAUUAAACUGGGCACCAACUCUGUUACUUUAUACAAUCCUAAACAACUUCAAAUCUCAGCAGUUCCCUCAUCUUACUUACGGACACUAUCAUCCUGUUCCGAGUGAUCAUGAAAAUUUUCCCUAUCUAUAUCAGAUGGCCUCUGAUGAUACAUCUCUAGCCCUUGCCCUGGUCUCAUUCAUAAUUCAUUUUAGUUGGAACUGGAUAGGGUUGGCCUUCUCAGACAAUGAUCAAGGGACCCAUUUUCUCUCUUAUUUGAAAAGAGGGAUGGAAAAAAAUGCAGUCUGUCUUGCUUUUGUGAGCAUGAUCCCAGUCGAUAUGCAUUUAUACAUGUCAAGAGCUGAAGUGUAUUACAGCCAAAUCUUGACAUCAUCCGCAAAUGUUGUUAUCAUUUAUGGCGACACAGGCAGUACUUUAGCUGUGAGUUUUAGAAUGUGGGAAUCUCUAGGUUUACAGAGAUUAUGGAUCACCACCACACAGUUGGAUGUCACUCCUAGCAUGAAAGAAAAUAUAUAUGGGUUAUUUGCUUUUGGACACCACCAUGGUGUGAUUUCUGGUUUUAAAAAUUUUGUCCAGACAUUGAAUCCUGUCACAUACUCAAAUGACAAUCUGGCAAAGCUGGAAUGGAUGCACUUUAACUGUGAAGUCUCAGCAUCGAAAUGGAAGACACUGAAGAACUUUUCAUCUAAUCACUCACUGGAAUGGCUAAUGGAAAAUACUUUUGAAAUGACCUUUAGUGAAGGAAGUUAUAACAUAUACAAUGCUGUGUAUACUGUUGCGCAUGUACUUCAUAAGAUGACUUUUCAAAAGUUUCAUAAUCUGCCCAAUGCCAAAGGGAAAGUACAAAAUUAUGUCUGCAAUAAGCUGGGUGCCCCUCUGAGAAAGAUCCACUUCACUAAUCCAGUUGGGGACAGAAUAAAUAUGAAUCGAGAAGACAAACUGCAGGAAGAAUAUGACAUUUUCUACAUUUGGAAUUUUCCACAGGGACUUGCAUUUAAAGUGAAAAUAGGACUAUUUAGUCCCUAUUUUAUAAAUGGUCAACAGUUACAUUUAUCUGGAGAUAUGAUAGAGUGGGCAAGAGGAAGUACACAGAUGCCGACCUCUGUGUGCAGUGCUGAUUGUGGUCCAGGAUUUAGAAAAUUCAGAAAGAAGGAAAUGUCAGCCUGUUGUUUUGAUUGCAGUCCCUGCCCAGAAAAUGAAAUUUCUAAUGAGACAAACAUGGAGAUGUGUGUCCUGUGCCCAGAGGACAAAUAUGCCAACACAGGACAGAAUGACUGCAUUCCAAAAGCUCUUAUCUUUCUCAGUUAUGAAGACCACCUGGGGAUGGCACUUUCUUUAAUGGCCCUGGGCUUCUCUGCAUUCACAGCUGUGGUUCUUGGCAUCUUUGUGAAGCACCACAGUACUCCCAUUGUUAAGGCCAAUAACAGAACUCUCACUUACAUCUUGCUCCUCUCCCUCAUUUUUUGUUUCCUUUGCCCCUUGCUCUUCAUUGGGCAUCCAGACUCGGUCACAUGCAUCCUACAGCAAAUCACAUUUGGAGUUCUAUUCACCGUGGCUAUUUCCACAGUGUUAGCCAAAACAAUUACUGUUAUUCUGGCAUUCAAAGUCACAGCCCCUCAAAGAAUGAUGAAGUACUUUCUUCUUUCAGGAGUAUCUAUGUACAUCAUUCCCAUCUGCACUCUCAUCCAAGUUAUUGUCUGUGCAGUCUGUUUAGGAGUUUCUCCUCCUUCUGUUGACAUUGAUGCUCAAUCUGAGCAUGGUCACAUUAUCGUUGUUUGCAACAAUGGUUCAGUUACUUGUUUUUACAGUGUUCUGGGAUACCUGGCCUGCCUGACCUUUGUGAGCUUCACUCUGGCUUUCCUUUCCAGAAACCUGCCUGGUGCCUUCAAUGAAGCCAAGUCAAUAACAUUCAGCAUGCUGGUGGUCUGCAGUGUCUGGGUUACUUUCCUCCCCGUUUACCAUAGCACAAAAGGCAAGAUCAUGGUGGCUGUUGAGAUCAUUUCCAUUUUGGCUUCCAGUUCAGGGAUGCUGGUAUGCAUUUUCAUUCCCAAAUGUUACAUAAUACUUUUUAGACCAGAAAAAAAUUCUCUUAAAAUGAUCAGGGAGAAAUCACCUUCCCAUACUCACAUUUCAUAA
Messenger RNA from Rattus norvegicus (Norway rat), 2562 nucleotides. It is a transcript of the gene Vom2r12, whose product is annotated as vomeronasal 2 receptor, 12. Gene Ontology annotation, molecular function: G protein-coupled receptor activity. The record is from RefSeq and is marked provisional. The coding region runs from base 1 to 2562 and encodes 853 amino acids. Gene Ontology annotation, biological process: G protein-coupled receptor signaling pathway. Gene Ontology annotation, cellular component: membrane; plasma membrane. The transcript is spliced from 6 exons. NCBI's taxonomy places the organism in Eukaryota, Metazoa, Chordata, Mammalia, Rodentia, Muridae.